Messenger RNA from Astyanax mexicanus (Mexican tetra), 3028 nucleotides. It is a transcript of the gene pak2b, whose product is annotated as p21 protein (Cdc42/Rac)-activated kinase 2b. The transcript is spliced from 15 exons. Gene Ontology annotation, cellular component: cytoplasm. The record is from RefSeq and is a predicted model, not a curated record. The coding region runs from base 403 to 2007 and encodes 534 amino acids. Gene Ontology annotation, molecular function: protein serine/threonine kinase activity; ATP binding. Gene Ontology annotation, biological process: regulation of MAPK cascade; intracellular signal transduction; regulation of axonogenesis. Lineage: Eukaryota; Metazoa; Chordata; Actinopteri; Characiformes; Acestrorhamphidae.
GUGAGCAGUUCGAGUGAGUGAGGGGAGAUAGGAUUGUGUUUGGGACACCGCCGAAAAAUCACAAAGACUGAAAAGUGUGCAGCUUUGUUAUUAGUGCAGAAAAAGGCGCUGAUUUGGCUUCUGUUGAGUUUAGACACUUUUAUUCGCUGCUCUGAGAGCGCGGGGUGUUUUCGGGCUCGUUCUGGCUGAAGAAAAGAGGAGUUUUGUGGGGAAAGCUGGGUUAGUGCUGGCUUGCCUACUAGCCAAGUUUCGUGGAACUUUGCAGAGUGGGGCUGCACAGUUCUUAUUCCUCUGGUUCUUAUCUCCUACUGCAUUUUUCCAUACACUCCCACCCCCCCACAAAUCCGUACCUCCUGUUAUUCCUUUUUCCUGCGUUUUUUUUUCCACCCUUUCUCUUGAAUCAUGUGCGACAAUGGCGACCAUGAGGACAAGCCACCUGCCCCACCUGUGAGGAUGAGCAGCACAAUCUUCAGUGGCGGCGGGAAGGACCACACACUUCUGGCCAAUCACAGCUCCAAGCCCCUCCCCUCGGUGCCUGAAGAGCGAAAGCCUCGAAACAAAAUUAUCUCCAUCUUCUCAGGGGUUGAGAAAGGUGGAAGAAGGAAGGACCGGGACAGGGAGCGGCCUGAGAUCUCGCCUCCCUCAGACUUCGAGCACACUAUUCAUGUUGGCUUUGAUGCUGUCACUGGAGAGUUCACGGGAAUGCCAGAGCAGUGGGCACGAUUACUGCAGACCUCCAACAUCACCAAGUACGAACAAAAGAAGAACCCUCAAGCUGUGCUAGAUGUCCUCAAGUUCUACGAUUCCACAGGCAACGGCAGACAGAAGUACCUCAGCUUCUCCUCAGAGAAGGAUGGAUUCCCCUCAGGAGAACAUUCACCUGCCAAAAAGGGCACAGAACCACCCUCGCCAAAUGUUAAAAGCAUAGACGAUGACGAUGAUGAAGAUGACGAUGAAGAGGCUCCCCCACCUGUUGUUGCACCACGGCCGGAGCACACUAAAGGGGCAAAUACACGGUCAGUGCUGGAUCCCAUACCUCCUCCAGUCUGCACCACAGAUGGAGAUGUGGCCAGCAAGGCUGCUGACAAGCAGAAACCCAAAAAGGGCAAAAUGACUGAUGAGGAGAUCAUGGAUAAAUUAAGAACCAUAGUUAGUAUUGGAGAUCCUAAAAAGAAGUACACAAGAUAUGAGAAGAUUGGACAAGGAGCAUCAGGGACAGUGUACACAGCCAUUGAUGUGGCAACUGGACAAGAGGUGGCCAUCAAGCAGAUCAACCUGCAGAAGCAACCCAAGAAGGAGCUAAUCAUUAAUGAAAUUCUUGUAAUGAAGGAAUUGAAAAACCCCAACAUUGUGAACUUUUUAGACAGUUUUCUGGUUGGAGAGGAGCUGUUUGUGGUGAUGGAGUACUUAGCUGGUGGCUCACUGACUGAUGUAGUGACGGAGACGUGUAUGGAUGAGGCUCAGAUUGCUGCGGUUUGCCGAGAGUGUUUACAAGCGCUAGAAUUCCUUCAUGCAAACCAGGUCAUCCACCGAGACAUUAAGAGUGACAACGUUCUGUUGGGAAUGGAUGGUUCUGUCAAACUCACGGACUUUGGCUUCUGUGCUCAGAUCACACCGGAGCAAAGUAAGCGCAGCACUAUGGUGGGCACACCGUACUGGAUGGCCCCCGAAGUCGUUACACGUAAAGCUUACGGGCCCAAAGUGGACAUCUGGUCUCUAGGCAUCAUGGCUAUCGAGAUGGUGGAGGGCGAGCCUCCAUAUCUCAAUGAGAAUCCUCUGAGGGCACUUUAUCUUAUUGCCACAAAUGGAACUCCGGAGCUACAAAGUCCUGAGAAGCUGUCGCCUAUUUUCCGUGACUUUCUGGCUCGGUGUUUGGAGAUGGAUGUAGAAAAGAGAGGCAGCAGCAAAGAACUCUUGCAGCAUCCUUUCCUGAAGCUGGCGAAGCCUCUGUCCAGCCUCACACCGCUCAUUCUGGCUGCCAAGGACGCCAUGAAGAACAACCGCUAGGUCUUCCUCAGACAAGCCAUGCUGCAGAACCCAACAAACACACCGCUGAACGGACUCCGUGUACCACAGCUCUUACCACUGUGCCAACAAGCCAGACAGUAUUGCCAAAACAUUUCAACAAGCAUUUAAGACUGAGGGAACAUAAAGGUGGAUGUAUGAAGUAUUUUGUUUCUUCUAGGCCGUUGUAGCAUUUCCUACAUGGUUUUAUGCUGCACAGAACUUCAGUGUUUUUUUUUUUCUCCAUUUAUGCUCACCUGACUAUCAAAUGGAGGAGAACUGAUGCAUUUGUCACUUGAGGGGAAAAGUAUUUAAAAUGCAUUCGGGGUGUUUUUUUGUUACAUUUCUGUAGAAGGAGUCAUGACCUUCAACUGUGUCUCUACUGUGCCCUCUAAUUCUUAUUCACUCUGAUACACGUGGAGGGCACCUUUUUAAAACCAGCAUAAACAGUUUGUGCUGUGGUUCGUUAUCCGUUUUGUUUUUCAAGCAUGAACCAUUGUAUACUGGUACAAAUAGGACUGUUUCUGUUACUGUAUUUUCUAACAUCAGUGAAACCAUUCAUGAAUGGGAUGAAUUAUGUAUGUUAUAUAUUUAAAGAAGCAUGACGUCUAUUUUCACACUUUUAGACUACAUUGUUUGUGUAUGUUUGUGAAUAUGAAUACUGUUUUUUGUUUGUUUUUUUGUAGUAACUAACAUUUCUUUAUAAUAAGGUAACUGUAGCUGUUAAUAAGUGAAAAUGGCAGAACAGACAAACAUUUUCAUGUUUUGAGUCUGUCUGCAUUUUGCAACAUCAACUAAAGGUGUUUCGUAUGUCUCCAAGAGAGAUUUUGUGCAGUUUUAGCUUUUUUUUUAUUAUUAUUCUGAAUGAUCUGAAACCCAGUUCUGUGUUAAGUGCCAUAUUUACUGAAGCACACUGUUAGUCAGCAAAGCUAGUCAUCAGUAUGUCCCUCUGUAUCUGAACAUGGCUGUGUUGACUGUGGUGUUGUUUUAGCCACAAUAAUAAACCAUUUGCUCCUGGUCUAAA